Sinocyclocheilus grahami is the source of this 4019-nucleotide messenger RNA. RefSeq names its product cadherin-5-like. Gene Ontology annotation, biological process: homophilic cell-cell adhesion; cell migration; cell-cell junction assembly. The transcript has 13 exons. The coding region runs from base 295 to 2607 and encodes 770 amino acids. The record is from RefSeq and is a predicted model, not a curated record. Gene Ontology annotation, molecular function: protein phosphatase binding; beta-catenin binding; cadherin binding. NCBI's taxonomy places the organism in Eukaryota, Metazoa, Chordata, Actinopteri, Cypriniformes, Cyprinidae. Gene Ontology annotation, cellular component: adherens junction; catenin complex; plasma membrane.
CUGGUGGUCAGGGGGCUGCGAAUCUUAUCUGAUUUUCCAGAGAGGGGUUUGGAACUGGACUGAAGAGGCAGGGACAAUAACAGGAAGCGGCCAGAGGAACUGCUGGGCUGGGCUGAUCACUUUUGCCACUGGAGUGGCCUGAUUGUCCAGUGAGCAGCUCUGUGGGAGCUCAGACAGGUUCACAUGCAGCUGGAAACAGACAGCACUGACCUGAGACUGAGGAGGAUAUAAUACGACUCAUUUACUGAAGGGAUUUUCGAAUCGAGGAAGACCGUUGAAGUGACCAAAACUCUGAUGAUGAAACAGACUGCCCGCAGGCAGAUGGCUGAGCCUGGCUUCUGGGCAGGUGUUCUGGUCAUUUUAUGUACCCUCAGCAUGGGAGCUGAUGUCCACCAAGCUCUGAAAACGCCAUCCAUGCCGAGCAGAGUGCUUCAAAGACAUAAGAGAGCCUGGAAAUGGGAUAAACUUUAUGUGAAUGAGGAAAUGCCUCCAAAAAACCCACCUGAAAAAAUUGGAAAGCUAGAGAAUACAUUUUUCAAUGCAUCUGCAAGAUAUAUUCUCUCAGGAGAAGGUGCUAAUGACAUUUUUACUGUAAAUGACAAUGGGGAUAUCAUUGUCAAUGCAAAGUUGGACCGGGAGAAGAAAAAUGUCUACAAUCUGUCAGCUUCACUCAUCAACAUUACAACCACAAAACAGAUUGACCACGAUGAUACAUUUAUAAUAGUGGUCAUGGAUAUUAAUGACAAUAGCCCUGUGUUUCCACCUGACGUCUCUGGAUCCAUCAGUGAAUCUUCUAAAGCAGGAUCUAUAGUAAUGACAGUAAAAGCAACUGAUGCUGAUGAUCCCACCACUCAAAAUGGAAUGAUAGGGUACAAACUUCUGAAUGGGACAGAUCUCUUCGCCAUCAACAAUAAAGGUGAAAUCAGAACAUUGACAAGCAGUCUUGACCGAGAGAAACGGAGUCAGUAUCUAAUUGCUAUACAAGCCAAAGACAUGCCAGACGUUAGUAAUACUGGGAAUUCUGCUACAACUAUUGUGACUAUCAACAUUAAUGAUGUAAAUGACAACAUUGCCACCUUCAAAACAGGAGAAUACCAAUUUAAUGUAAAAGAAGACAGCAAACCUGGAUAUGAAAUUGGCAAAUUAAAAGUGGAGGACAAAGACGAGAUACAAAACAAAGAUCCAUCUUUUACAAUACAACAUAAAUUUGAUGAAGUGUUUGGCAUUAAACUAAGUAAUGUGAAAGAUGGAAUUCUUAGCCUCAAAGUGCCUCUCGACUAUGAAACGCAGAAGAUGCACAAGUUUAGUGUAAACGUGUUAGAGCGCACAGUGUCUAAAUCGCCAGAUAACCAAGGACCCAAACUGCAGACGAGAGCCCAAGUUUUCAUCAAUGUAAUUGAUGUUGACGAACCACCUGUUUUCAACCAAACUGAAUACAAGUUCAGCUUCUACGAGGGCCCGUUCCAGAAUCCAAUUAUUGGAGCUGUUUCAGCAAAGGAUCCAGAUAAAAACGGUUACAAAAUACGGUACUCUAUUGAAGACUCAAACUGUCCUGUAGCAGUGGAUCCUGUACAAGGAUAUCUGUCCUUAAAGAAGCAACUGGACAGAGAGGACAAAUCAUCCUACACUUUCCAGGUUACAGCACAGGAGAAUGUCACAAAUGGUCUAAAGUCCUAUGCGCUGGUUAAUCUGAAGGUUCUUGACAUUAAUGACAACGCACCAGAACUAACUAACCGGAGCUACGUGUAUGUUUGUGAGAGUGAUAAACCUGGAACAAUCAUUGGGACUGUCGGUGCCUAUGACAAAGAUGAAAAUUCAGGCAGGUUCCGUUUCACUCUGGCAAAAAGGAACUUGAACUUUUCACUUUAUGAUAACGGAGAUAACACUGCGCGCAUUGAGCUGAAGCAAGGCGGUUUCAGUACAGAGCACUCAGUGGAACAUGUGCUGGAAAUCGAAAUCACUGAUGGAGGGACACCAGAACAGAAGAGCAUUAACCUCCUCCAGAUUAAAGUGUGCACGUGUCAGACAGGUAGACGGGUGGAGUACUGUAUGGCCUACACCCGGACCGGAAUGAGCGUCAGUGCCCUCUUAGCCAUUCUUCUCUGCAUCGUCACCAUCCUGGUCAUCGUCAUCCUCAUUGUGUUGCGGAGGCGCUAUCAGAAGGAAAUUUUGGUUACCAAGUCUUCUGGCGAGAUCCACGAGCAGCUUGUGAGUUAUGACGAGGAAGGCGGUGGAGAAAUGGACACAAACGGUUAUGACGUCUCCAUCCUGUCCUCUGCUUGUCACGACAGCAGCUUUCGGCCCAGCACGGGGCCUUCGCUGUACGCCGUGGUGAAGAAACCCUCUGCUUGUAAGGGUGACAUGGCCAUGAUGAUCGAGGUGAAGAAGGAUGAGGCCGACCAUGACCGUGAUGGGAUUCCCUACGAUACUUUACACAUCUACGGCUGCGAGGGAUCUGAAUCCCUGUCCGGUUCCCUCAGCUCUUUGGACUCAUCCUCCAGUGGGUCCAAUCUGGACUACAACUUCUUGCAUGAGUGGGGACCUCGUUUCAGGACCCUGGCUCAGCUCUACGGAGUAGAUGGCUCGGACUCUGAUAGCUCCGACUGAUCCUACUGAAGGCCUGGGUUAUCAGGUAGUCAUCGUCCUAGGAGGACACAUCAGCACGAUGGAGACUGCUGUCUUCUCUUCAUGGGACUUUUUGUAAGGGUCCCUUUAAGAAAGGGAUUAACAAGUGUCAAUAUUUGUUUCCUUCAUGCAUUGUUAUGACAUUAUGAUGAGCACUAAUGUAUUUGGAAUUUUCAUAGAAUAAGUGUAUGUUAGUAGAAAAACUUGUCUUGGUUUUUUCAGACUGGUUUUGUCCAGGUGGGUUUUGUAUAAAACAGCAUUGGACACUGGUUGGACAAACUCUCUGGUUUAUCCUUACAGCAAAUCUGCUUUCAUUUUUUUACGCAAAAUAUCUUUGUGAAGGAUUUUUGUUUUCUUCUUGUGUAUAUUGUAUUACUCAACCCAGUCUCAUGAGAAAACAUAAUUAUUUUACGUUUUGGCAACUCUGUGGUAAAUCCUUAUGAAUUUGUACCAUUAGAUUCAUACGAAAAUGUUACCCACCCCUGAAUCUAACCAGUAACAUAAAACUGAGAUUAUACAAAUAAUAUGAAUUUGCAACCAAACUUAAAAGUUAAAAGUAGCAAUGAGACUGUGUUGUUCUUAAUAUUUAUUACAUUGUUUUUCACAUCUUGUUUUCCUAUAAAAAUCCUCAGUUUGCCAGUUUAUGCUUUUUUCUAGACUCAUAGUCAGUGUAAUUGCAGAGCCAGCAUUGUUCAGCAGACUCUUCUCAUCAGGAAAACUACUGUAUUGCCAUGGGAGCAACAAAGGAAGUGGUGAUAACUGUACUUUGAAAGAAUUAAAGGCUACUCCAAGUUUAUUUGACAGGAAUCAUCAGCACAUCGAUUGUUAUGAGUAAAGCCCAAAUCUCAAAGGUCCACCAUUAUAAGGCAAUUGCAGACGUCUCAGGAAACAUGCAGUGAGUUGUAUGCCUGUUGAAAUGUGAGAAGUGAUCUGAAUAACUGUAUUACCAAGUGAAUUAUAAGUGUGGCUAUAUAUUUAACAGUGCCAUUUAACUUGUUAAAUAUUUUGAUGAUAGUUAAAACCAAAAUAUGUAGCAGGCCAGCCAGUGUCUUGACAAUAUUGUUUGUCUUUCAUUCAAGACUAAAUAGACAAGAGGAUCUCCUUUCAUUGAAAAAUUUGUAGACCAUCUUUAUACAUUAAAUAUUUACCUUUGUGCACAAACUCUACCGUUUCCCCCAUUAACCAUGGACACAAUAUGUGGAAGCCACCUUCUCCCUUUCCUGUAGGGAAUUACACUGCAAGCACUCUUCUCCCGUCUAGUUUAACAUGAUCAGCUCCGUCACUGAAAUGUCAACUUCCUGUCUGUGUGAGCACAAGGAAACGCACUUCCUUAUCUUUUAAGUGAAGGAACAGAUUGAAACCGUUUUCCUGUUUUCUCGUCUUGGAGGGAUAAA